AUGCUGAUCAGUUCACAUGCUUUGCAUCACAAUGUGGAAGUCUCAUGCAGCCUCACCCCAGUUUCCACCGAAUAAAAGGAAGAAGGUUCUGCACUGUGGUCAGAGGGAACCUGCUUCCAGCACAUCACUGCAUCCACCUCUCUCCCACCACUGACCAUGUUCCGUUGUUCCUGCAGCAUCAGCUCUGGCCGUGCUGGCAGGAACUUGGGUUCUUCCUCCAUAGCUCUUCCCAGGAACCGAUGUAGUUUCAGCACUGCCUGGUGUCACUGGGUUGGUGGCAUAGGCUACUGCAGCUUGGGUUACUCCAACAGCAGAGGUCUUGGUGCUGUGGCAAGCUCCAGGCCCAGAAUGGCUGUUGGAAGGUGUCCUCCUCUAAGAUAUGGAUGUGGCUUUGGUGCAGCUGGCGUGGGGUUUGGCUACAGAGGCUUUGGCUAUGGGGUUGGUGGAGUCUCCAGACAGUGCACCAUCAUACCCAUUGCCAUCAACAAGCAACUGUUCCAACCACUCAGACUGGAACUCGAUCCCAACGUGCAAACGGUGAAGAACCAAGAGAAGGAGCAGAUCAAGACCCUCAACAACCAAUUUGCUUCCUUCAUUGACAAGGUCCGAUUCCUGGAACAGCAGAACAAGGUGCUGGAGACCAAGUGGAGCUUUCUGCAGGGUCAAAAUCACAGCAAGAACACCAUCACACCCAUGUUAGAUGCUUACAUUGGGAGCUUAAAGAAGCAGCUGGAAGCACUGGGGAGCAACAGAGCCCAGUUAGAAACGGACCUGAAAGCAACCCAGCAGCUUUUAGAUACCAACAAGAAAAUGUACAAGGACGAAUGCAGCCAGCGGCCCUGCACCGAGAGCAAGUUUAUUGCCCUGAAGAAGGACGUGGAUGAUGUUUUCUUAAACAAAGCAGAGCUGGAAGCCAAGGUGGGAAGCCUGAAAGAAGAGGCUGAACUCUUGAGGAAGAUCUACAAGGAGGAAACCCACCAGCUGCAGGCCCAGAUCUCUGCUACUUCAGCAGUCAUCAAGGUGAACAGAAGCCAAGAUCUGGACCUGGGUGGCAUCGCUGCAGAUGCGAGGGCUCAGUACGAGGGCAUUGCCCGCAAGAGCCGGGCAGAAGCACAAGCCUGGUAUGAAAGUAAGUUCAAGGAGCUGCAAGUUACUGCAGGCAGAAACACUGACAGCCUGCGAGAGACAAAAACCAAGGCAGCUGAGCUGACACGGAAGGUCCAGAGGCUGAAUGGAGAAGUCAAGAGCAUCAAGGACCAGUGCACCAAGCUGGAAGCAGCAAUGGCCAACGCUGAGCAACGUGGGGAAACAUCCAUCAGGAAUGCGAAGCAGAAGCUGUCCGAGCUGGAGGAUGCUCUGCAGCAGACCAAGGCAGACCUGAGCUGGCAGCUCCGCAAGUACCAGGAGCUCAUGAACGUCAAACUGGCCCUGGAUGUUGAGAUUGUCACCUACAGGAAGCUGCUGGAGGGAGAGGAGAGCAGGCUCUGUGCAGAAGGUGCCUUCCCCAUCAGCAGCUCACUGAGCUGCAGCGACAAUGGGAGCAGCAAGAGCACGAGGAGCUGCCACACGAAGGUGAUGCCCAUGACCAAGUCAGCCAGGAGCAACAUGUAAAGAGCUGCAGAUGUGGAAACAAAGCAGCACACAUCCCUUUCUGCCAACACACAGCAACAGCCAGGCCAGAGCCAGGGGACACCCAGCUCCCCAAGACUGCCCAUGCUCCGUUCCAUGGGGAUACCAAAGGCCUUUCGGGUGCUCGAGAGUUUUGCUAUUUCUGCUAAGGAAUUCAGGAGCAGGAAGGGCUAAAAUCCCCCUCAUCACUCCCAUUAUGCAGUUAAACCAAGAUGCCUUUGGUGCAGUUCCUGGUCUUUCCACUCCUACAUUCCAGGAUUAAAAUGAAGUGGGAGAGAGGAUACCUUCAACCUAAAGGCAUUUUCAUUACAGCUUUAUCCAUCCCAGUUGUUUCCACAGAUCCCACCUUGGAUCAACAGUAGCUGACCAAUAGCUUCAUCAGUCAGGCUUUUACAUUACACACACCCUGGCAGGAGCAGAGCUCACCUAAAACAGCCUGGCCUGCAGCUUGUCUGCACACUGCAUUGGUUCCAUUAUUUGCCCCAAAGGAUAGAUUUCAAGGGCUGUUGCUGCUUGAAGGCAGUUUGCUUAUGUACCUGUUUUGAAACUCACCCUCAGCUUUCCUUUUUCUUCUGGGUUCUCAAUGCUUUGGCUUAUCUGUUGCCAUAAAUUCCACCGUAACCAAAGGGUCUGGGGGCUAAACUCUGCUGUCAGGUAAGAAAAGGGCUGAGCAUCGAUGUGCCUGUCCCUAAGAAACAAAGCUCCUCUGUGAUCUUGUACAAGGGAUCCAAACCCAUCCUUAAGUCCACAGAACUAGCAUCUCAUAGUCAUGCAAUACCUAACCCAUUGAACUGCUAGAGAAGGACACAAACCCUAUUGGAAGGAAAAGGGGGAGCAGUGAUUUAUUUCUAAUGACUACAGAUUUUCUCAAUGGCUUUCAUUCUAUCUUUAGUCUUGCAUCUCUAAUAAACUGGCACAGCAACUCAGUUCCCUUCA
Melopsittacus undulatus (budgerigar) is the source of this 2565-nucleotide messenger RNA. Its product is annotated as keratin, type II cytoskeletal cochleal. Lineage: Eukaryota; Metazoa; Chordata; Aves; Psittaciformes; Psittaculidae. Gene Ontology annotation, cellular component: keratin filament. The record is from RefSeq and is a predicted model, not a curated record. Gene Ontology annotation, biological process: intermediate filament organization; keratinization. Gene Ontology annotation, molecular function: structural constituent of skin epidermis.